Molecule: messenger RNA, 1167 nt
Organism: Penicillium manginii
Lineage: Eukaryota; Fungi; Ascomycota; Eurotiomycetes; Eurotiales; Aspergillaceae
Product: aurora family serine/threonine-protein kinase
Exons: 3
Coding region: 1-1167 (388 amino acids)
Biological process (GO): protein phosphorylation; regulation of cytokinesis; mitotic spindle organization
Cellular component (GO): spindle midzone; chromosome passenger complex; spindle pole centrosome
Molecular function (GO): ATP binding; protein kinase activity
Source: RefSeq, a predicted model, not a curated record
AUGGCGACGAAGACAUUAGAGGCUCGAUUCGAGCACUUGUCCGUCAAGGAGGAAAAGGAAGCUACCGCCAGCCGUGGCUAUGGCAAGCAAAAGGACUCUCUUUCUACCGCCUCUAGGCCCGGUCUGGGCGCGAGCCAAAGCAACUCCAACCGCGCCCAUUUGCUGAAGCUGGCUCUGCAAAAUACCAAUGACCACAAGACCAACUCAAUGAAUAUCCCUGCCUCCCCAGGCAAGGGAUCACAAGGCACCCUGGUGACCCGCAACACCGACGAAAACGGCGAGCAGCGCACCUCAACCUCUAGCACCGAGUCCCUUAUCCCUAGGGAGCUGCACCUCGGUAUGUUCGAGAUCGGCAAACCUCUUGGAAAGGGCAAGUUCGGCCGCGUCUACCUAGCCAAAGAGCGAUCGUCAGGAUUUGUCUGCGCCCUCAAGGUCCUGCACAAAUCGGAGCUGCAACAGGGCGGCGUCCAGAAGCAAGUUCGCCGCGAGAUCGAGAUCCAGAGUAACCUGCGCCACCCGAACGUACUGCGCCUGUACGGGCACUUCCACGACAGCAAGCGUAUCUUCCUGAUCCUGGAAUUCGCCGGCAAGGGAGAGCUGUACAAGCAUCUCCGUAAAGAGCACCGAUUCCCCGAGUGGAAGGCUGCGCAGUACAUUGCGCAGAUGGCGGCCGCUCUCAAAUACCUGCACAAGAAGCACGUCAUGCACCGCGACAUCAAGCCGGAGAAUAUCCUGGUCGGUAUUCACGGCGAGAUCAAGAUCAGUGAUUUCGGCUGGAGCGUGCAUGCCCCCAACAACCGCAGACAGACGAUGUGCGGGACACUCGACUACCUGCCCCCAGAGAUGCUGAAGCCCGGCUCUCAGGACAACUACUACAGUGAGAAGGUUGACCUGUGGAGUCUGGGUGUUUUGGCCUACGAGUUCUUGGUUGGUGAGGCGCCUUUCGAGGAUACGCCUGUUAUGACCCAGCGGCGAAUUGCCCGCGCGGAUAUGUCUGUACCUUCUUUCGUCAGCCCUGAGGCUAGGGACCUCAUCAAGCGAUUGCUUGUUCUUGACCCGGAGAAGCGUAUCCCCCUGGACGAAAUCCAGCGCCACCCUUGGAUCCUGAAGCACUGCGUUAAGGAAGCGAAGCGGAGCUCCGCCUCUUCCAAAGAGGGCAAGGCAUGA